GUUAAACCUCCUGUGGAAGGUAGUAAUUUCGCGACUCUGCCUCCGAAGUCUCCUUCUCAUGCUGGCAUAGGCGACGAGGAUAGCUUUGGUACCCGUAAAGCCAGAUCUUCAUUUGGACGAGGCUUUUUCAAGAUAAAAAAUAACAAGAGGACCGCGAGUGCCCCCAAUCUGGCUGAAACGGAGAAAGGAUCUGCAGAUCACUUGGAUCUGGCUGGCUUGCCCCCUCGCCCUAAAGAAACAGAUAGUCUACAGAUGACUCCACCUUCUCCAGAUUCCAAGAAAAAGGCCAGAGGGAUCAAGAAGUUGUUUGGCAAACUGAAAAGAAGCCAGUCCACCACCUUCAACCCAGACGACAUGUCCGAGACGGAGUUCAAAAGAGGCGGGACACGGGCAACGGCGGGGCCACGGCUGGGCUGGUCGCGAGACCUGGGGCAGUCCCACAAUGAGCUGGACAUGCCAUUCGCAAAGUGGACGAAGGAGCAGGUUUGCAGCUGGCUCCAGGACCAGGGGCUGGGCUCUUACAUUAGCCAUGGCAAACACUGGAUACUGUCUGGGCAAACGCUUCUGCAGGCUUCUCAGCAGGAUCUGGAAAAGGAGCUUGGGAUAAAGCACCCGUUGCAUCGGAAGAAGCUUCAGCUUGCUCUGCAGGCACUCGGGUCUGAAGAGGAAAACAAUCACGGAAAACUGGAUUACCACUGGGUUACCAGGUGGCUGGAUGACAUCGGCCUCCCCCAGUACAAGACGCAGUUCGAUGAGGGCAAGGUGGACGGCCGAAUGCUCCAUUACAUGAGCGUGGAUGACUUGCUGUCCUUGAAAGUUGUCAGCGUCCUCCACCACCUCAGCAUCAAAAGAGCCAUUCAGGUGUUGAGAAUAAACAACUUUGAGCCCAACUGUCUGCGCAGGAGGCCGUCGGAUGAGAACAACGUCACGCCUUCUGAGGUCACCCAGUGGACCAAUCACCGUGUGAUGGAGUGGCUGCGCUCCGUUGAUCUGGCAGAGUACGCUCCUAAUCUGCGGGGCAGCGGCGUGCACGGGGGGCUGAUGGUUUUGGAGCCUCGUUUCAACGUGGAAACCAUGGCACAGCUGCUGAACAUCCCACCCAACAAGACGCUGCUGAGACGGCACUUGGCCACUCAUUUCAACCUCCUCAUCGGGCAGGAGGCCCAGCAGCAGAAACGCGAAGCCAUGGAGUCCCCGGACUACGUCCUCUUAACAGCGACUGCCAAAGUGAAGCCAAAGAAACUUGCCUUCAGCAAUUUUGGGAGCCUGAGGAAGAAGAAGCAAGACGAUGUGGAAGAGUACGUGUGUCCUAUGGAGCUGGGGCGGGCGUCUGGAAGUGGGUCGAAGAAGGGGUUUAAGCCUGGCUUGGAUAUCCGAGUGUAUGACGAUGAUGAUUUGGACAGGCUGGAGCAGAUGGAAGAUUCGGAAGGGACGGUGAGGCAAAUAGGAGCGUUUUCUGAAGGCAUCAACAACUUGACACACAUGCUGAAAGAAGAUGAGAUGUUUAAGGACUUUGCGACUCGCUCUCCCAGCACCAGUAUCACAGACGAGGACUCCAACGUCUGACAGUAACCACCAGGCACCGCCCAAGGCUCGCUUUCCUGCGCGCGAGGAGCGCCGCCGGCACACCUGACGGGCAGCCGAUCAUGUACAUCACCUUGCUCUUGCUUCUGUUCGUGAGAAGUAAUACUGGGGGGCGGAGAAUUUAAAGAAGAAGGAGAGGGGGAGGGGAAAAAAAAGGUGCCUACUCUAAAGUUGCCAUAAGAAACACCCAGACACUGGUGAAUGGUAAUUGUUUUUACUAUAUUUAAUGUACAAACGGGUGAGGUGUU
Molecule: messenger RNA, 1832 nt
Organism: Eurypyga helias (sunbittern)
Lineage: Eukaryota; Metazoa; Chordata; Aves; Eurypygiformes; Eurypygidae
Gene: PPFIBP1
Product: PTPRF interacting protein, binding protein 1 (liprin beta 1)
Exons: 12
Biological process (GO): neuromuscular junction development
Cellular component (GO): presynaptic active zone
Molecular function (GO): protein binding
Source: RefSeq, a predicted model, not a curated record